Molecule: messenger RNA, 2102 nt
Organism: Tachysurus vachellii
Lineage: Eukaryota; Metazoa; Chordata; Actinopteri; Siluriformes; Bagridae
Gene: hoxc13a
Product: homeobox C13a
Exons: 2
Coding region: 86-1006 (306 amino acids)
Biological process (GO): regulation of transcription by RNA polymerase II
Molecular function (GO): RNA polymerase II cis-regulatory region sequence-specific DNA binding; DNA-binding transcription factor activity, RNA polymerase II-specific
Source: RefSeq, a predicted model, not a curated record
GCGCAUGCGCGUGUGUAAAAUGUAGUUGGAAAUGAGGUAUCGCAGUGGAGUAGUCGACUUUUAAAAAGCAUCUGCAGCCCAUGAUAUGACGACUUCGCUGGUCUUGCAUCCACGUUGGGCGGACACCUUGAUGUACGUUUAUGAAAAAAGCCCGAAUGAAAGUGGUCAGAAUAAAAAUCAAACUAUGGAGGGACUGAGCGGGAAUUGCCCUGCGACCCACUGUAGGGAUCUUAUCUCGCAUCCAGCUUUGGGGCGACAUUCGGGCACCAUCACAACUCACCAGGGCACAGUGUACUCGGAUAUAUCUUCACCUGACGCAGGAAGACAGUGUCCCGCGCCUCAGACGUCGUCCAGCGCCUCUCUGGGUUAUAGUUACCCAUUUGGAAACCCGUACUACGGCUGCAGGCUGUCUCAUUCGCACAACGUGAACUUGCAACAGAAGCCGUGCUCGUAUCAUCCCGCAGACAAAUACAGCGAGCCCAGUACGGCACUGCCUACGGAGGACCUCUCCAGUAGGGCAAAGGAGUUUGCUUUCUACCCCAGUUUCGCUGGUUCAUAUCAGGCAGUUCCUGGAUAUCUUGAUGUGUCGGUGGUCCCGAGCAUUAGCGCACAUCCCGAGCCACGACACGACGCGCUGAUUCCAAUGGAGGGCUAUCAGCAUUGGGCUCUGUCAAACGGCUGGGAUGGGCAGGUGUACUGUUCAAAGGAACAAACACAGUCGUCUCAUCUUUGGAAAUCUCCUUUUCCAGAUGUCGUCCCUUUGCAACCUGAGGUUAGCAGUUACAGACGAGGACGCAAAAAACGUGUUCCCUACACCAAGCUCCAAUUGAAGGAACUGGAAAAAGAGUACGCAGCCAGCAAAUUCAUCACUAAAGACAAAAGAAGACGCAUAUCUGCCACCACCAAUCUGUCUGAACGUCAAGUUACUAUUUGGUUUCAAAACCGCAGAGUGAAAGAGAAGAAAUUCAUCAGCAAAUCUAAGGCGAACAGUCACAUGCACACUUAAUGGAUGUCCAGUGAAUUGUUUCUUGGCUGAUCUCAUUCUGAAAGUCUGAUAUUUACUUCUCAAAAACCAUGAAAGAAGAAAAUCAGAGACCGUGUCACAUCACUUAAGUCUGGCUUUACUUUAUUUAAUAAAAAAAAUGCACACGAUUUAAUAAUCGUUCAUCCGUAAGCUUUAAGGGUCAUAGGCCAUGCCCUAAAAACUGUGAACAUAUUCAAAAUCAUUUCGACUUUGCUGUUUUCUACGAAUGUACAUAUAUAAAUAUAUAAUAUUUAAAAUAUUUGGGUUUCCAAGAGACAGUUUGUUCAUGUGCUUGUUUCACCGAUAAAAGGGACACGGACAUUUGUUGAGGUGUAAAAGCCAGCGUAAAAAAUCAGCAAAAAUACACAAGGAUUUUUCAAUUGCAUGAAGUAUUCUUAGUAAAUGCUUAUUUGAAAACUACGGUUGAAUGAGAACUAACUGGAGAGUCAAAAAAAAACUGAACACUGAAUGUGUGAUGUCUCAAACAGAGCCAUGCACCAUCGUUUUGGGGUGGCAGGAGUAAACAGGUUUAUUCCAAAAAAAAGCCUUCGAGAUUUCAAAAGCUAAAUGUUUCACAGUGGGAUACAUUACUUUUUAAUGCCGAUGGUAAACAAGGCUGCUAAUGCUAACUGUACAGUGCAAUGUCUUUAUUAUUUAAUUCAUUUUCUGGCAAAUGACAGGGCUGUAAAAUAGAAUGUGUCAAGAUCAUCUUAGUGUCCUUUUUUAAGCAGUGAAGUAUAUGUCUGCCCUGCAACUGGAAUGAUUGUAACCGAUUGCAACAUUUAGUAUUACACGUUAAUGCACAAUCUUUCUUGUUAUAUGUAUAGAAACAAAUAUCGUAAAUCAUUUGGAGAUGUUCACACACACGCUGUCAGUCUGUACCUCUUUCUGUGAAGUACGUGAACUGUAUUCUGGUGUUUUAAUUCCUAAAGUAAUGAAUGGAGACAUGUUUCUUAAAUAAAUAAUGGCAAUGCAAAUCAUUGGAUUAAAUCCACUACCUUGGUAUAAGUGGAUGCCAUUUGUGUUAUAAAUCGUGUACUAUCACGCAACAAAUACAUAAUUCCGACUUAGACUUCAA